CCCACGCGCUCGGUCAGUGUUUUUUUUCCCGCCCCCCCUGCAGUUGUCAAGUCGGAGCCGUGUUGGGAAAUGGGCAAACCCCGGUGAACACGCCGUCCUGCCGCACCGACGCUCCGCGGGACUCGAACCUGGAGGGUGACGCCAGCGGAACAUGGUAGCCUUCCGAUUUCGAAUCUAAGCCAGAAGAGCGACCCGAGCACACAUUUCCUCCAUCUACCAGAGUUUUCCUGAACUGAAAAACGCCUCCAGGAUUAUCAGAGCCAGAGAACGUCUCAGAAGGAGAUCAUCAUGGCCAAUAACAUGGUGGACCACCCUCCUGGAAACUCAGUUGCUGAAGGCAACCACGAUGGAGAUUUUGGGAUCUCCAUGGAAGACCUGAAGAACCUCAUGGAGCUGCGCAGCUCUGAGGCUGUCAACAAGAUCCAGGAGAGAUUCGGGGAUGUGCAGAGUAUAUGCCGCCGCCUGAAGACGUCACCGAUAGAAGGUCUGUCUGGAAACCCUGUUGAUUUAGAGAAACGCCACACUACGUUUGGCAAGAACUUCAUCCCCCCGAAGAAGCCCAAGACCUUCCUGCAGCUGGUGUGGGAGGCUCUGCAGGACGUCACGCUCAUCAUCUUGGAAGUCGCUGCAAUCAUCUCACUCGGCCUGUCCUUCUACCACCCACCAGGGGGCGACAGCGAAUCAUGCGGCCAAGCGGCGGGCGGCGUGGAAGACGAGGGGGAGGCGCAGGCUGGCUGGAUCGAGGGGGCCGCCAUCCUGUUCUCGGUCAUCAUCGUGGUCCUGGUCACGGCCUUCAACGACUGGUCCAAAGAGAAGCAGUUCCGCGGGCUGCAGAGCCGCAUCGAGCAGGAGCAGAAGUUCACCGUCAUCCGCAAAGGUCAAGUCAUCCAGAUCCCAGUGGCAGAGAUCGUGGUGGGAGACAUCGCCCAGAUCAAAUACGGAGACCUGCUGCCCGCCGACGGGAUUCUGAUCCAAGGAAACGACCUGAAGAUCGACGAGAGCUCUCUGACAGGAGAGUCUGACCAGGUCCGGAAGUCUCUGGAGAAGGACCCCAUGCUGCUGUCCGGGACGCAUGUGAUGGAGGGCUCAGGCAGGAUGGUGGUGUCCGCCGUCGGCCUCAACUCUCAAACGGGGAUCAUCUUCACUCUGCUGGGCGCCAGCGAGCACGACGAAGAGAAGAAGGUCAAGAAAAGUAAAAAACAAGGACCCCCCGAAAAUCGCAACAAAGCCAAAACUCAGGACGGCAUCGCUCUGGAGAUCCAGCCGCUGAAGAGCGAGGAGGCUGCGGAGCUGGAGGACAAGGAGGAGAAGGAGGAGGUCAAAGAGGUCAAGAAGGUCAACGUGACGAAGAAGGAGAAGUCUGUGCUGCAGGGCAAGCUGACCCGGCUGACGGUGCAGAUCGGCAAAGCUGGACUCUUCAUGUCUGCCAUGACCGUCAUCAUCCUAAUCCUCUACUUCGUGAUCGACACCUUUUGGGUCCAGGGCCGCAGCUGGGUGGCAGAGUGUACGCCCAUCUACAUCCAGUACUUUGUGAAGUUCUUCAUCAUCGGCGUGACGGUGCUGGUGGUGGCGGUUCCCGAAGGCCUCCCGCUCGCCGUCACCAUCUCCUUGGCGUAUUCGGUCAAGAAAAUGAUGAAAGAUAAUAACCUGGUGCGCCACCUGGAUGCCUGCGAGACCAUGGGCAACGCCACGGCCAUCUGCUCCGAUAAGACCGGCACUCUGACCAUGAACCGCAUGACCGUCGUCCAGGCCUACAUCGGAGAUACGCACUACAAAACCGUCCCAGAACCGGACGCCAUCAAACCAGAAACACUAGAAACCUUGGUCAACAGCAUCUCCAUCAACUCGGCGUACACCACCAAGAUCCUGCCCCCAGAGAAAGAGGGCGGUCUUCCUCGCCACGUGGGCAACAAGACGGAGUGCGCUCUGCUGGGUCUGGUGCUGGAGCUGAAACGAGACUAUCAGCCAAUCAGAGAAGAGAUCCCCGAAGAGAAACUCUACAAAGUUUACACCUUCAACUCCUCCCGCAAGUCCAUGAGCACGGUCCUGAAAAACGCCGACGAGAGCUUCCGCAUGUACAGCAAAGGAGCGUCAGAGAUCGUCCUGAGGAAGUGUUCCCACAUCCUGGACGCUCAGGGUCAGCCUCGCGUGUUCAAGCCCAAGGACCGAGACGAGAUGGUGCGGAAGGUGAUCGAGCCCAUGGCGUGCGACGGCCUGAGGACCAUCUGCGUGGCCUACAGGGACUUUCCCGCCGAGGCCGGGGAGCCCAACUGGGACAACGAGAACGACAUCCUGAACGAGCUGACCUGCAUCGCGGUGGUGGGCAUCGAGGACCCCGUCAGACCCGAGGUCCCAGAGGCCAUUACUAAGUGCCAGCGUGCUGGAAUUGAUGUCCGGAUGGUGACUGGAGACAACAUCAACACGGCUCGGGCCAUCGCUACCAAGUGUGGCAUCCUGCAGCCGGGGGAGGACUUCCUGUGUCUGGAGGGAAAGGAGUUCAACCAGCAGAUCAGGAACGACAAAGGAGAGGUGGAGCAGGAACGUCUCGACAAGAUCUGGCCCAAGCUGCGUGUUCUGGCCCGUUCUUCGCCGACCGACAAGCACACUCUGGUGAAAGGAAUCAUCGACAGCACGGUGGGAGAAACCCGACAGGUGGUGGCGGUGACGGGAGACGGUACUAAUGAUGGCCCCGCCCUCAAGAAAGCAGAUGUUGGCUUCGCCAUGGGAAUCGCGGGCACGGAUGUUGCAAAAGAGGCGUCCGACAUCAUCCUGACAGACGACAACUUCACCAGCAUCGUGAAGGCUGUGAUGUGGGGCAGGAACGUCUACGACAGCAUCUCCAAGUUCCUGCAGUUCCAGCUGACGGUCAACGUGGUGGCUGUGAUCGUGGCCUUCACAGGUGCAUGCAUCACACAGGACUCUCCCCUGAAGGCGGUCCAGAUGCUUUGGGUCAACCUCAUCAUGGACACUCUGGCCUCUCUGGCGCUGGCCACCGAGCCCCCCACGGAGUCCCUCCUCCUGCGGAAACCCUACGGCAGAGACAAGCCUCUGAUCUCCAGGACCAUGAUGAAGAACAUCCUGGGUCACGGCGUCUUUCAGCUCAUCAUCAUCUUCACGCUCCUCUUCGCUGGUGAGAAGCUGUUUGACAUCGACAGCGGCCGUAACGCUCCUCUGCACUCGCCGCCGUCUGAACACUACACCAUCGUCUUCAACGUCUUCGUCAUGAUGCAGCUGUUCAACGAGAUCAAUGCCAGGAAGAUCCACGGAGAGAGAAACGUGUUUGAGGGCGUCUACAGGAACCCCAUCUUCUGCAGCGUUGUGCUGGGAACCUUCGCUCUGCAGAUCAUCAUCGUGCAGUUCGGAGGGAAGCCGUUCUCCUGCACGGCGCUCACCAUCGACCAAUGGCUGUGGUGCAUCUUCAUCGGCGUCGGCGAGCUGCUGUGGGGACAGAUGGAUGUGGUCUAUACCUUCCAGACGGGCCAGGCGGCGGUCCCUGGCGCCCUGCGCCGCCAGCCGUCUGUCGUCAGCCAGCACAAUGAUGCCACUGCUGCCAAAACUCUCUCUAGCCCCACCCACGUAGGGCUUAGCUCCUCCUCCUCUCUCACCAACUCGGCUGGGGCUCCGCCCCCAGCUGCUGCUUCCUCCUCCUCUGCAGGCAAUUAAGGUGGUCAACGCCUUCCGGAGCCCCCUGGAGAGCCCUCAUUUCCGCAGCUCCAUCCACGACUUUAUGGUUCUUUCUGAGUUUUCGCAUCAGCCGGACAAAGAGGAGUCCACCUGCAUCUCCAUCCAGGAGACCGACG
This is a messenger RNA of Oryzias melastigma (Indian medaka), 3800 nucleotides long. RefSeq names its product plasma membrane calcium-transporting ATPase 2. Gene Ontology annotation, cellular component: membrane; intracellular membrane-bounded organelle. Gene Ontology annotation, biological process: calcium ion transmembrane transport; regulation of cytosolic calcium ion concentration. Gene Ontology annotation, molecular function: ATP hydrolysis activity; ATP binding; P-type calcium transporter activity. The record is from RefSeq and is a predicted model, not a curated record. NCBI's taxonomy places the organism in Eukaryota, Metazoa, Chordata, Actinopteri, Beloniformes, Adrianichthyidae.